GAACUCGACUAUAGCAUUAUCUCUUGUUCAUAUAUGUACAUAUGUAGAAUGUUGAAGUGGAAGCGGCGCUUUUUGAAUGCUUCUAAUAGAAUCUGUUCUUUUUAUGUUCAGACAACGGUCGCACUAACAUGGCUGAAGAAAAUCAAGCUGUCGACAAUGGACUGCCCUGCAACGCUUACCUGGACACAAGACUGCAGGAGGACGAAAGCAUUCAACGCAUCCUGAAAACCUUCUACAGCAGCAUCGAACUCCUGGAAGCCGAUACGGAGGCACUGGCUCUACAGGCGGAACGCACAGUGAACACAAAUGAUCAAAUUAAAUUGGAUAGUUACCUGGUAUACUUGAACAGCACACUGUUUUUCAUAUACCUGAAACUGCAGGGUGAAGAUGUCUCAAAUCAUGCUGUGAUGCACGAUUUGCGUCGUGCAAGGGACCUACUUGCCCGCGAUAAGGAAAUAAACGAAGCUCUGGCGGCGCCAAGACUGGAUAUGCCCCCUGCCAAGCGAUUUAUCGCAGCUGGAACCCACACACGAUUUGUGGACAUGAACGGAGUUAUGGUCACCGUAAAACAAUAUAUUAAAAGCAACGAAGCAGCUCCCAAAUAAUUUAUAUCACCAAGUCUUCAUUCGAUAGUAGUAUUUAAAAAUGUAUAGAAAACACGAUAUUUCCUCACUGACAUCAAAAAAUCAGCCACAAGCAUUCGACUCAUCGCAAAAGUCAAAAAAGUUAAUGAAACUAGAUUUACAAGCUGGAAUCGUUUGCCUACCAAUUAGUUUUUUAAGUGAAUAUCAACAACGUUCUACAUAUAAUAAAUUAAUUUGAAAACGAAAAAAAUUAAAUCAGAA
Molecule: messenger RNA, 845 nt
Organism: Drosophila sechellia
Lineage: Eukaryota; Metazoa; Arthropoda; Insecta; Diptera; Drosophilidae
Exons: 3
Coding region: 129-605 (158 amino acids)
Biological process (GO): maturation of 5.8S rRNA; regulation of gene expression
Cellular component (GO): nucleolus; exosome (RNase complex)
Molecular function (GO): RNA binding; DNA binding
Source: RefSeq, a predicted model, not a curated record